CUGUUAGUGCACUAACAGAAGAAGUUCAUAGUCUCAAGAAAUCUCAAUUAAGAAAUGAAUUAUCAACUUCUCACAAGUCAUCAGCCUUAGCUUCAAAGGAUCAAAUACAAAGAGAUGCCUCACUCACGCUAGAACUAGAAACUAACAUCAGAUUGUAUUUGAUGAUAUGGAUAAAAAUCAAUACAAGUUAUUCAUAUGAAAUAUGGUUUGAUAAAUCGAAACCGCCAGAAGAAGCACCCAAUUGGCUAAUAUCACAGUCGUACCAUUCUGAUGACAAUAAUGAUUAA
This is a messenger RNA of Funneliformis mosseae, 287 nucleotides long. NCBI's taxonomy places the organism in Eukaryota, Fungi, Glomeromycota, Glomeromycetes, Glomerales, Glomeraceae. The record is from the annotation of a GenBank genome assembly.